Messenger RNA from Zootoca vivipara (common lizard), 5445 nucleotides. RefSeq names its product 24-dehydrocholesterol reductase (gene DHCR24). Gene Ontology annotation, molecular function: FAD binding; Delta24(24-1) sterol reductase activity. Gene Ontology annotation, biological process: steroid metabolic process. The record is from RefSeq and is a predicted model, not a curated record. Lineage: Eukaryota; Metazoa; Chordata; Lepidosauria; Squamata; Lacertidae. Gene Ontology annotation, cellular component: cytoplasm; membrane.
GGGCCGGAGGCGGAGCGCCGGGUGCCAAGCGCCGAACGUUGGGUCAGCUCGGGUGUCCAGGGGAGCGCGAGGAACGGUCGACUCGCGAGCUGGGGGUGGCGGUCCGCGAGCGAGUGUGUGACACGGUCGUGGGGAAGGUGCGCGCGUGUCCCCGACGCGGUUCUUCUGAACCCGGGUCUCGUGGACAUCAUCAAACAUAUUCUGUAAAGAGACUUGCCCCGUUUGCGAGGGAAGGAGAAGGGCGACUGCCCGCCUUGCGUUGCAUAGGGCGGCGGCGCUGCUAAGACGGUGCUGACCGUUGUACGUGGGAAGAAGACGAGGCGGAGGGCAACUGGGGACUGAAGAGGCCGGCUGUGCAAAACAAGUUGUGCCGGUUGUGCGGGAGUCGAGGAGAUCCGAUUAGGCGCGUUGCGAGUGAGUGACGGCGAGGGUUCGCGAUGGGUCCUCUGCUGUCUCUCGGGGUCGGGCUUCUGCUGCUCAUCCUGUGGGCCCGCUACAAGGGGCUCGCGUACGUGCUGGUCCACCACCGCUGGGUCUUCGUCUGCCUUUUCCUGCUGCCCCUCUCCGUGCUCUUCGACAUCUACUACCAGUUCCGCGCCUGGGUGGUGCAGAAGAUGCACAGCGCGCCCCGGCAGCACAACCUGCGUGUUCGCAACAUCCAGGAGCAGGUACGAGAAUGGAAAAAAGAAGGGCUAAAAACAUAUAUGUGCACAGGACGUCCUGGCUGGCUUACAGUGUCUCUUCGUGUUGGAAAGUACAAGAAGACACUUAAGAAUAUAACAAUCAACUUGAUGGAUGUUCUAAAAGUGGACACUGAGAGAAUGGUUGUCCGUGUGGAACCCUUGGUCACGAUGGGACAGUUAACAGCACACCUCAACCCCAUAGGAUGGACUGUUCCAGUGGUACCAGAACUUGAUGACCUUACCGUAGGUGGUUUGAUCAUGGGGACUGGUAUUGAAUCUUCCUCCCACAUCUAUGGACUGUUUCAGCAUUCCUGCGUGGCCUAUGAACUUGUUCUUGCUGAUGGGAGCCACGUGAGAUGUACACCGGAGGAGAACUCAGACCUAUUUUAUGCAGUUCCUUGGUCUUGUGGCACACUGGGCUUCCUGGUGGCAGCAGAGAUAAAAAUGAUCCCAGCGAAAAAAUAUGUGAAACUGCAUUAUGAGCCUGUGAGAGGACUGAAGACAAUCUGCAAGAGAUUUGCUGAAGAAUCUGAGAAGAAAGAAAACCAUUUUGUGGAGGGUCUGGUUUAUUCUUUAGAAGAAGCUGUCAUAAUGACCGGAGUUUUGACCAAUGAAGCUGAUCAUAGUAAGAUCAACAGAAUUGGGUGCUACUACAAGCCAUGGUUUUUCAAGCAUGUGGAGAACUAUCUAAAGGCUAACAAGACGGGAACGGAAUAUAUCCCGGCAAGGCAUUACUAUCACAGGCAUACACGGAGCAUCUUCUGGGAGCUCCAGGAUAUCAUCCCAUUUGGCAAUAACCCUGUUUUCCGCUACCUGUUCGGCUGGAUGGUUCCUCCUAAAAUCUCCCUCUUAAAACUCACCCAAGGAGAAGCAAUUCGGAAGCUCUAUGAGCAGCAUCACGUUGUACAAGACAUGAUGGUCCCCAUAAAAAGCCUUGAGCAAUGUAUCGAAACCUUCCACAGUGACAUUAAAGUUUAUCCUCUGUGGCUCUGCCCCUUCAUCUUGCCCAAUAACCCUGGCAUGAUCCACCCAAAAGGAAAUGAAGCAGAGCUCUAUGUGGACGUUGGAGCCUAUGGAGAGCCCAAAACAAAACACUUUGAAGCUAAGGCUUCCACCAGGCAAAUAGAAAAGUUUGUAAGGAAUGUUCAUGGUUUUCAGAUGUUGUAUGCUGAUUGCUAUAUGACCCGUGAGGAAUUCUGGGAAAUGUUUGAUGGCUCGCUGUACCACAAGCUGAGGAAGCAACUUCAUUGUAAUGAUGCUUUUCCAGAGGUGUAUGAUAAAAUCUGCAAAUCUGCAAGACAUUAAAUCGGACUCACCUGAACAAGAAAUUGGGUGAAGUUGGAUUUUACAAUAACUAAUUGCUCUGCCCUUAACAAAAGCAUGUUGUUGCUGUCCCAAAGACUUCAAGCAUAUUUGUGAUUUAAGCGAUAUAAACUCCUGCCUUUAUAUGGAAAAAAAAUCUACACUUAAUAAUAUUAUAGCUUAGAAAUGGAAAUUCCUAUAAGGUUUAAUUAUAGGUUUGCUAUAGAUCUUUUAGUGGUUUCCUGUAGAAGAAUGGAAAAAAUCUGAAUUUUGAGGAUGCUAGAACUGCAAUCUGGCUAGCAAUUGCCAGCGGGAGUUUUAUAGGAACUUCACUACUACAAAUGUAAUGGGAUGGGAUCCUCUAAUUUAGAACAUCACCUCUACACGAGGGUAGUGCCAAAUACUUGCCAAAUGAGACUGCCUUUAAAUUACGUCACUGUUGCCUAUACCAUAUCACUAAGCUUUCCCAGAAUUUCCAUUUGAAUUGUUAAAAGUAACCAUGCAUUAGAUUCACAGUUGUAGACCUGUCUGUCUGAAAGCGUUGGAAGUUAUGGUUUGCAGGCAAUUUGAACCGUUCAGCCUCUCUCUCUUACUUUGAAUUACCGUACUUUUUUCUUUAGUUGUUUCCAUCAAAGUUUAUUUGAUGCAGGGGGAGACUUGCUGGCAUGCACUGUGGAGGGAUUGAUACAUUUAUCUCUCCUGUUUAUAAAUGCUGUUGCUUUUGUCUGUUCUCUCCCUUGCCCCCUGUUCUACAAGUCUUCAGUGCAAACUGCCGCUGGAUGGCCUUUGUUUGUUUGUUUUCCUGUGUUGCUUUUUGGUUUCGCUGCUGCUGCUACAAGAAGAUACAGAAUAUGCUAUGGUUAUCUGUUUUUUGGGUAACAGACACUGGAUUAGCAGUUUAAAUGGAUUGUCAGAAAUGCAAGAUUGGCCUCACUUUCAUAAUACACGGAGAAGAUCAACACUGAUCUGACACUGAGCAAAGUGGUUUCAUUUUGUUGCCUAACUAAUUUAUGCUUUAUUUUGUUUUUGAAAUGUGUAGCAAAUUGUGGGUUUUGUGUGGUAGAUGAUGCACAUAACUUUAGUUUGAAAGGCAGUAUUGACCAUGGGUAUCUUUUAUUUUUAGGAAGUUUUUAUUUUUAGUGCCUUAAUCAACUGGAAGAGACCUGGAUCAUUUUAGCCAUUCUAUUUUUAAGACCUCAUUAGCGUUUGGAAAUGCGGGUGGGGUAGGAAUAGAAAUCCAGAUUUUUUAAACGUCCGAACAUGGACCCCACAUGUAGAUGAAAGGAAACGUAAGCUUUUGUAUGAUGUAACCCAAUCCUAUGCACAUUUACCCACAAGUCCCACUUUCAGUAAGCCUUAAGAGAGCCACGUACAUCUAGAAGCCAAACUUGCAUGCAGCCAGCCUUGUAGGAGGACAGAUACCAUUUCUUCAUCCUCUUUACCCUCAUCCUGCCCAACAAAAGGCAGGGGGUUUGGAUGAAGCAGAGCUGUCCCUCUGCCUAGAUCUGUCAGCGAGAGAGAUCUGUUGCCAUCUGUCAAGCCCUCCAAAGUGCUCGCUCAGAAGGUGGGUGACAUAUACAGCUGGUGAUAUUCAGCAGAAACCUGGGGUUGGGAGACCAACACAUGAUCAACUGGAUCCUGAGCCAUCCCAGCUGCUGACAGCCACAGGCCCAAACUGGGCCACCAGCCCAGCCCUGGGAGCUGUUCUAGUGAGGGGGGAUUUUGCCCCCUGCUUCUUCCACACUGGCUGGUGUGUGUCAGUGGGGCUGUGGAAGUAGCAGUGGCUACACUUCAUUAAGCCCAACCUUAGUGGUCCAGGGGGUUGGGUUGCACACUAGAAAGAGAGAGGAGCGGGCCUCAAAUUUACACUUGUGUUUACCCCCCUUUUCCAUACGUUCUGAUUAAUGUUAAAAUGUUAACAUGGCUACUUUCUUUCUCACAAUUCUAAAAGCUAGUGAUUUUUCUAACUGUUAGGCUAAAGCUUCUGCACUGAAGCAAUAAGCCCCCAACGCUUCUAACAUCAAUGCUUCCUAAAAAUUUAAUGUACAGUCAUACCUCGGGUUGCAAACACUGCAGGUUGCACGUUUUUGGGUUGCGCUCCACGCCAAGCCCGGAAGUACUGGAACGGGUUACUUCCGGGUUUUGGCGCAUGCGCAGAAGCGCAAAAUGACAUCACGCGCAGAAGCGCAUCACACGUGUGUGCAGACCUGGCGCUGCAGGUUGCGAACGCUGCGGGUUGUGAACGUGCCUCCCGCACGGAUCACAAUCGCAACCUGAGGUAUGACUGUAAUAGCAAUAGGUUAAGUUGGGCUGGGGCCAUGAACUUCCCCAUUAUAAAACUCGCUUCACAUCUGUAAUCAGUUUUACAGGGGUUAGGUGGGUUUGGGUUUCUUAUUUCCUUUUCAUUGCACCAAGUUUAACCAAAAUCUGAUCCAAAGACUAGUCAAGACUCAAAAAUUCUCACGUGGAAUUAUUUAUCUGAACAUAGGAAGAAAUGUUCGGCUUGGUGAGACAUACAAUAUGAAAACAUCUUACUGUCUGUGGGGUUUUAUUUAUGAUGACCAGAUGGUGAUUUUAUUUAUUGGAAGAGAAUAAACGAGCAUAUUUUAGUUACUCAGUAAUGCACAUGUGUUUAGACUGAUCCAUCUGAUAACCAUUCCUUGAUGGGGGAAAGCCCUGGAUACACUACUGUAGCACAUCUGAAAACCAUUCUCAUAAUGUUUGUAAGAGUAGGAAGUGGCAGGAGCAGUAAAAAGCCACUGUAGCUGUUCCAGUGUGUUGGGCAUAGGUUGAAUCCAGAAAUGGACUGAGAGUUGACAGCGCAAUCCAUGCUUGCCAUUGUUUAUCUGUGCAGGAAUGAGUUCUAAAGGCAAAGGGGGGGGAGUGCCAGAGUCUGUAAUCUGUAGAGUACAGUGGGACCUUGACUUACGAAUUUAAUCCGUUCUGAAUGCACACUCGUAGGUCGAAAACAUCGUAAGUCGAGUUUCCCAUAGGAAACGCGGUUUCCCAUAGGAAUGCAUUGGAAACGGAAAAAUUCGUAAGUCGAGGAAACCGCAUCUAAAAACUCAUAAGUCAAGGAAACUGCAUCUAGCCGCAAAUGGUUUUUCCGUUUGGAUGUCGAAAAAAUCGUAAGCACGCGGCCACUUUUUCCGCUCAUAACUCGAAAACGUCGGAUGUCGAAUAGCUCGUAAGUCGAGGUCCCACUGUAUGUCUUUGUGUCGCACAUGGUUCUGUUUCUCAUCACAGGCUGUAUCUGCAAGUGUGUUUGUCCUCUAUUGCUACAACCAUAGUGAAAAAGAGUACCAACCACACAGGUGUCCUAAUUUUAUACCAGCAGCCACAGUGUACUUACGUUGCAACUGUCAGCUGUUUUGUACUGCUGCUCUCGGGCAGAACUUGCGCUACCACCAUAAAAAAAUAUGCUAUUUUGAUGUGAUUGAAUAAAAUGGUGUUGAGAAGA